GGCAAGGGCGGCAAGGGGCUCGGCAAGGGCGGCGCCAAGCGCCACCGCAAGGUGCUGCGCGACAACAUCCAGGGCAUCACCAAGCCGGCCAUCCGCCGCCUGGCUCGGCGCGGCGGCGUCAAGCGCAUCUCGGGGCUCAUCUACGAGGAGACGCGCGGCGUGCUCAAGGUGUUCCUGGAGAACGUGAUCCGCGACGCCGUCACCUACACGGAGCACGCCAAGAGGAAGACGGUCACGGCCAUGGACGUGGUCUACGCCCUCAAGCGCCAGGGUCGC
Molecule: messenger RNA, 276 nt
Organism: Ficedula albicollis (Collared flycatcher)
Lineage: Eukaryota; Metazoa; Chordata; Aves; Passeriformes; Muscicapidae
Product: histone H4-like
Exons: 1
Biological process (GO): nucleosome assembly
Cellular component (GO): nucleosome
Molecular function (GO): DNA binding; structural constituent of chromatin; protein heterodimerization activity
Source: RefSeq, a predicted model, not a curated record